AUGUGGAAGGACUCCAGCAAUGAUGAUGCCGUGUCCGUGGCCUCCAGCGGUGGCUCCUCUCGCAGCGCCAGCCGCAGAAAGAGAACCAGCUUCUCCAAAGAACAUGUGGAGCUGCUGCGCGUCACCUUCGAGACUGACCCGUACCCUGGCAUCAGCCUCCGAGAGAGCCUGUCCCAGACCACAGGCCUGCCAGAGUCACGCAUCCAGGUGUGGUUUCAGAACAGAAGAGCUCGUACUCUGAAGUGCAAAGGGGCCAAGAAAGCGCUGUGGCAGUCUGAGAGCCCAGUCCAUAAUGCUCUACCUCCACCUCACCCUGUAGCCAGCAUGGGCCCGCUUGGCUCAGUCCAUCUGCUGCCCCAGGGCCCUCCACCAGCCUACCCCACCCUGGUGAAGGAGGAGCUGAAGGAAGCCUGCUACUAUGGACAACGUCCUCCAGCCUACUCCACCAUCGAGGAGCAUGGCCACUAUGGCUCCAUGUAUGGGCUCCAGCAGGGCAGACAGCUGGCAGGCAGCUCCAGUCCACCCGUGAGGGGCUUCUGGUCCCAGCCAGGAAGCCAAACCUCCCCUGUCCCGCCUCAGUGGUGCCCCUUUCGCCUGGAGAUGAGAAACUACGGCUCAGCCCGCGGGUAUACAGGAUCAGCAGAGCAGCAGAUGUAUAUGCCCUCCUCCACCUCCCACUCCUCAACCCCAGACACCCCUGAUUCUGGAUACUGGGAUGGCAGUCUAGAGAGCAGCCCACCAGUAGAAAGUCAAGAGUCGGGACAUCCAGAGUCGGGACAUCCAGCGCCGGUCCAGCACGCCCCCCUGCCUGAGCUGUCCCUGCAGGAGAUUCUGGGCCAGCUGGAUGAGGACUGGUUGGGAGGACAGGGACUGGACAGCCAUGCGACUGGAAAUGAAAUGUCUUUCUGCUAA
This is a messenger RNA of Sander lucioperca (pikeperch), 912 nucleotides long. It is a transcript of the gene mxtx1, whose product is annotated as mix-type homeobox gene 1. Bases 1 to 912 code for a protein of 303 amino acids. Gene Ontology annotation, molecular function: DNA binding. The record is from RefSeq and is a predicted model, not a curated record. NCBI's taxonomy places the organism in Eukaryota, Metazoa, Chordata, Actinopteri, Perciformes, Percidae. The transcript has 3 exons.